Molecule: messenger RNA, 2158 nt
Organism: Pelecanus crispus (Dalmatian pelican)
Lineage: Eukaryota; Metazoa; Chordata; Aves; Pelecaniformes; Pelecanidae
Source: RefSeq, a predicted model, not a curated record
GUUACAAUUACAGAUCCAGACUUGAUAGAGAAAUCCAACCUGAACAGGCAGUUUCUUUUUCGACCUCAUCACAUACAGAAACCUAAAAGCUAUACUGCAGCAGAAGCAACUCUGAGUAUCAAUCCUUACUUAAAGAUUGACUCGUAUAUUAAUAAAGUUUGUCCAGCCACUGAGAACACUUACAGCGAUGAAUUCUAUGCCAAGCAAGAUGUGAUUGUGACCGCUUUGGACAAUGUUGAGGCAAGGAGAUACAUUGAUAGCCGUUGUGUAGCAAACCUGCGUCCUCUUAUAGACUCUGGAACUAUGGGAACAAAAGGACACACAGAAGUUAUUGUGCCCCAUCUGACAGAGUCCUAUAAUAGUCACCGGGAUCCACCAGAAGAAGAAAUACCUUUUUGCACCUUGAAGUCUUUCCCAGCUGCCAUUGAGCAUACGAUACAGUGGGCAAGAGAUAAGUUUGAAAGUUCAUUUUCUCACAAGCCUUCAUUGUUUAACAAAUUCUGGCAAACCUAUCCAUCCGCAGAAGAUGUUUUACAGAGAAUAAAAUCAGGGGAGAGCUUAGAAGGCUGUUUUCAUGUUAUUAAAACACUCAGUAGAAGACCCCGAAGUUGGACUCAAUGUGUGGAACUAGCAAGAGUAAAAUUUGAGAAGUAUUUUAGCCAUAAGGCUCUUCAGCUCCUUCAUUCAUUUCCCCUUGAUACACGAUUAAAAGAUGGAAGUUUGUUUUGGCAAUCACCAAAGAGGCCACCUUUUCCGGUGAAGUUUGAAUUUAAUGAUCCUUUGCACUAUGGCUUCAUUGUGAGCGCAGCAAAACUCUUCGCAACAGUGUACUGUGUUCCUUUCACAGAAAAGGAUUUGUCAGAGGAAACUAUUUUGAAGAUUAUUUCAGCUGUGAAGGUACCAGAGUUUAGACCUUCAAACAAAGUUGUACAGACUGAUGAAACUGCAAGAAAACCAGAUCAUAUUCCAGUCAGCAGUGAGGAUGAAAGAAAUGCUAUUUUCCAGCUGGAGAAGUCUAUACUAUCCAAUGAAGCUCUGGAAAAUGACUUGCAAAUGAAGCCCAUCUCCUUUGAAAAAGAUGAUGAUAGUAAUGGGCAUAUAGAUUUCAUAACAGCAGCAUCAAACUUGCGAGCCAAGAUGUACAACAUCGAACCAGCAGAUAGGUUCAAAACAAAGCGCAUUGCUGGGAAGAUUAUUCCUGCAAUUGCAACAGCUACUGCUGCAGUAUCAGGGCUGGUUGCACUGGAACUCAUCAAAGUUGUGGGUGGCUACCCAGCUGAUGCAUACAAGAACUGUUUUCUGAACCUAGCCAUUCCCAUAAUGGUCUUUACAGAAACUGCUGAAGUAAAAAGAACUGAAAUCAGAAAUGGGAUAUCAUUUACAAUCUGGGACAGGUGGACAAUUUAUGGGAAAGAGGAUUUUACUCUGUUGGAUUUCAUAAAUGCUGUCAGAGAAAAAUAUGGAAUUGAACCAACUAUGGUGGUACAAGGAGUCAAAAUGCUGUAUGUUCCUGUGAUGCCAGGUCAUAUUAAAAGAUUAAAGCUGACGAUGCAAAAGCUUGUGAAACCAUCAGCUGAUAAGAAGUACGUGGAUUUGACGGUAUCGUUUGCUCCAGAAACUGAUGGAGAAGAAGACUUGCCAGGGCCGCCAGUGAGAUACUACUUUGUUCAGGAAGACAAUUGAUGGUAGAGACACAAAAGUCACUCCUGGACCAUUUGUUCUGAAAGGAGUGUGCUAAUUUUCAGCUAUUAAAGAUGGUACUAUAUAUUUCUUUUUGGUGAAGCCUUAAUUAAAACAAAUGGUGAAAAUCAGUGGCUUUGUACUGAAGACAAACUGGAUUUAUGUUUCAUCUGCUCCUGUUUUCUUCAAACCUGUUUGCUCAAAGGAGGAUUGGUCACUCCGUGAGAUGGAAUGUCCAGUGCAGUCCUUACCUUAAAGACAAGAUCUGUAUUGAUUUGCGGGGAGCUGAAGAAACCAAGAAGAAUGGUGAAUCUAACAAAUGCUCACCACGUGCAAAUUAGGCACUGCUUAGAGAAGAGUGCAAAAAAUGGGGAAACUGCCAUUUUGUGAUACUCCUGGUGUUCUAAGAACAUCGCAAAUCCAUUUCAUAUGUUACUUAAUUCUCAAACAAGAAUUUCAUUCUUGCCAUCUACACGUG